AUGUUCAUUCACUACAACAUUGAGAAAUGCGUGAAUAUCUCAUGUCACAUCGGCAGUGUGGGAUGGACAUUUGCACCGUAUUUCUUCUUACGAAAAUUGAGGAAACAGCUGAACACAGGUAUUUUGGACACGAAUCUCAACCUAGACCUAAUCCGUUUCCGCUUUUUGGUCUCCAGUGGCGAUUUAAAUGUCAUAGAGACACGUGACGUUCUUGCCCGUUAUCUAGGAAAAUACGGAGCACCACCAAAUGUGAUAUCUGCAGCCUUUGGUAUGACAGAAACCUGUGUUGGAUCUAUCUAUAAUCUCGAUUGCCCGAGAUACGAUGUUCAGAAUACGCAGCAUUUCUGUUCUCUUAGCCGCUGCAUCUCAGGAAUAGAGAUGCGAGUUACAGUCACUCAGGCUGGCGAUGAAAGUGUCGAGGCCUCAGCAAACGAACUUGGCCUUCUUGAAGUUCGUGGACCUAACUUUAGGACGGGAGACCACGCCAGGAUUGAUCGAGCUGGAAUGCUCCAUCUGGUAGGGAGAAUAAACGAUACCAUGAACAUCAAUGGUGUUAACCAUCUCCCGAACGAGCUAGAGGCUGCCAUCGAAGAGUUUGAAAUUGAGGGUGUGACACCGAGUUACGCGAUAUGCUUUUCCUUCCGUCCACUUGGUGCGGAAUCAGAGAAAGUCGAAGUUGUGUACUUGCCCUUCUUUGGACCUCAAGAUGUCGAUCCUCGAAUUGCAGCUCGAGACGCCAUAAUUCAAGUCACAAUGUUACAAACUGGCUCUCGACCUUCAGUUCUGCCAUUGAACGAUAAUUUGCUGCAGAAAACGACACUUGGAAAACUCUCUCGCGCCAAAACCAGAAUUGCGUUUGAAUGUGGUGACUAUAAGCAAUGCCUGGACUUUGAUAAGAUGCAGAUCGAAAUAUGUAACUCAUCUCGUACGCAACAACCUUGUACUGAGAGCGAAUGCAUUAUUCAUGAAGUAUUUUGCGAGGAUCUAGAUCUCCACCCACAAUAG
Molecule: messenger RNA, 1005 nt
Organism: Botrytis sinoallii
Lineage: Eukaryota; Fungi; Ascomycota; Leotiomycetes; Helotiales; Sclerotiniaceae
Exons: 4
Coding region: 1-1005 (334 amino acids)
Source: RefSeq, a predicted model, not a curated record